AUAACAUGUAUUCAGGCUAAUAUUUAUUCUUGCAGCUUAGUCUAUGAAUCAUUCGGUCACCGUGUUGAUGGCAUAGGUUUUCUUUAAUAUUUUUCUUCUAGGUCUUACAGUUUUCAAGAAAGAGGGCUUAUAACUAAUUUUUCGACUCGCACAUGAUUCAAACCAACAAUGGUACGCCAUAAAGCGCAACGUGUUUCUGCAAAGCCCAGGACAAAAGAUAUCGAGAUUGCCGAUGACACUGAUUUUAAAUCUAUGCUUCUCCCUCCACCAAUUUUAAAGGGACUUAAGCAAUCUGGAUACAUAAGACCGUCACCAAUCCAGAAGAAGGCCCUUCCUUUAGUAAGAUGUGGCCUCGAUCUAAUUGUGCAGGCCAAGGCAGGCACAGGAAAGACUUGUGUGUUUACUAUAGCCGUGCUAGAAAUGGUGAAACCCAACCUUCCACAUUUGCAAGCGAUAGUAUUGGCUCCGACAAGGGAAAUAGCUUUGCAGAUUACCAGCGUCAUCAAUGCCAUAGGGCAGUGUGUUGAAGGGCUUAAGACAAGCUGUUUCAUCGGAGGUUAUCCUCUCAGUGUGGACGUAGACAAAGUGAAAGGAUGUCAGGUGGCGGUGGCAGCGCCUGGCCGACUGAAACAUCUGCUGGAGAAGGGACUGCUCAACCCUCGACACGUUCGACUGUUGGUGCUUGAUGAGGCUGACAAGCUCAUGGAGAAGGUGUUUGCCAAGGAUAUCAAUGAGAUAUUCAACCAGCUGCCAGAGAGUAAGCAGGUGAUUGCGUGUAGCGCUACCUACACGGAUCAGCUGGUCAAGUUCCUCAGUGACUACAUGAACUCAGGUCAAUAUGUCACUCCGCAGCAGAUGGACGGCUCCACCAUACUGCUGGGCGUGAGGCAGUUUGUCAGUGUAGUUCCUAGACAUGUCAACAGAUUAGCACAACUCAAAAUAAAAGAGAAGAACCUUCUUUAUUUGUUGCGGUCCAUAUCUUUUGACCAGUGCCUUAUCUUCUCCAACUUAAGUACCAGGGCUGUGAGCCUGUGCAACCUACUGAGGAAGGAGGGGUGGGGAGUGGAGUGGAUUGCUGGUCGACAGCCGCAGGAGGACCGAGUGGCAGCCCUGACUCAGCUGAGGGAUCAGCGAGUGAGAGUGUUGGUCACGACGGACCUGACGGCUCGUGGGAUCGACAUCGAGAACGUUAACUUGGUCAUCAACCUGGACCUGCCGCUGGACCAUCACACGUACCUGCACCGCAUGGGUCGCGCCGGCCGCUACGGCUCGCAUGGUAUCACGAUCACAGUGGUGUCCGAGGGUCCAGAGCUGGCUGCCUUCCAGAAACUAAUCGGGAACAUCGGAGGAACUACUCUAACAGUCAACCGUGUUCCUCAACACCUGAACAAUAUCGAUCUUUGGAAAAUACCAAAUGACAAGUUUGAAAAAGUCUGUGGUAUUGUCGACAUCAAGCCUUCAAUACAUCCCGAAAAGGUAGGAGAUAGUUCAACGAAUACAGGGGAAACAAAUUCUUCUCUGAGUGCUGAUAGUGAGGAUAUAGGAAUCAGUUCAGCAAGUACUGCUGAAAAGAAUUCUCCCGAAAGUAGUGAUUUUGUCGAUUCAGACAGUUCAACGAGUACCGCUGAAAAAAUAUCCCCUGAGAGUGAUAGUGAGGAUUCCAUAAAGGAAAAUAAGGGGGAAGAUAAUGCCUCGGGUGCAGGAAACAAGUAUUUGCUUGAAUAUAGGAAGGAUUGUAACGAAAAACAUAGUAUGAGUAAAGUUGUGACUGCUGAAAACAGUUACUCUGAAAAGAAUUCCUGUGAAAGCAGUGAUGAUGAAGAUUGUGUCAAAGUGCUUAGCAAUGGUGCUACUAAUGGUGAAAAGAAUUCUCCGGAAAGCAGUGAUAGUGAAGAUUAUGUUAAAGAGUUUAAUGAAAACACUAGUACAAUUGAUGGUGAAACAAAUUCUCCUGAAAGCAGUGAUAGUGAGGAUUAUGUUAAAGAAUAUAUUGGAAAUGGCGAGAAGAAUUCUCCGGAAAGCAGUGAGGGUGAAGAUAAUUUAAAAGAAUCUAAAGGAGGCAACGGUGCCACUAUCAGUGAAAAUUAUUCUAUUAAAAGCUCUUGUAUUGAUGAUUUUAUUAAAGGAUGCAAUGGCGAAAUAAUCGUCAGGCAGAUAAAAAAUGCCAUUGACCUGACAGGAAAAGUACCUAAUGUGACAGAAGACUCAGUUAGUCCUAAUGAUAUGCAAUGUAAGAAAUCUAAAGGACUUUCUGCAGAAACCAUUUCUCUAACCUCUAAUCACAGCACUAGCACUGAUGAAAAGUGCUCUCCAAAAAGUAGUGAUGAUGAAUUGUGUGCAAAUAGUUGUCUCAAAGAUAAAUCUAUUUUCUUGGAAAAUUUGCGUAUACGUGAUUUUUACAAAAUCGAUAGUGAUGACAUAAAAGUUAUUGCAGGGCCAUCUCUAUUUGCUUUGAAAAUGCAAGAACAUUGGCGGGAGGUUUUGCCAGUGGUGGUGAAUGAGUUCAAAGUUCCUUUAAAUACACCAAUAGCUUCAUUGGAUUCUAAGCUCAUCAGGGUCAGAUAUUGGGACAAGAGCCAAAAGUACGGUGGUAUUAAAAUGUAUACUACUUCCAAUGAAGUGCCAUUGAUAAAUUUUGAAGAGAAGAAAGAAGAUAAGGCGUUCCUGAACUUUCAAGAUAUUGUAUCUGGUUUAGAGGGGGGAUUAAAAGUUGAUGAAAAGUCGGAAGAUAAUGCUGUUAGUACAGAUAAGCCGUUGUUGAGCUACGAAAGUAUUGAAGCUUAUUUAGAAAGUGGAUUUCCUAAAGUCCCAAAAGAAGUUUCAGAAAAAUGUGAAGAAAUUGACCAAGUACUUGCAAAAUAUAUUGAAAUAAAAAAUAGUUCAGAAAGUGCUCUAAUUUAUUUUGAUAGUUUUGACCUAGUUGGAUGGUUGGCAGUAGAUGGACUACACAAUGUUGUUGAAGAGAUAAACAUUAAUAAUUGUGAUGUUUAUGAGUUCAAAUCAGUUAUUUGUCCUUCUGGCGAAAAUCACAUUGAAGUUUUGUCUUUACUUAAAGGGUCUAGUAAGGAAAUGAAUGAUUACAUAGAUUGUUUUACCACACUUAGUGUUGAAAACCUUUCAUUAGCAAACCUAUCUUUGCCAAACAUUGUACAGAAAUUGAAACAAACUCAGUCAACAUGUUCAUGUAGAUUACUUUGUGGUUCUGACUUCCAAGCAGAUCGUCAAGAAGUACCCAUUAUCAGUAGUGAUGGUAAUAAGUCUACAAUGAAUGUCAAUGUAGUUUGUCAAACUAAAAAUGAGUCAGAAAGCAAAAGUACAGCAACUUCUUGUAGAAACUCAAGAAACCAUCCAACGAAGGGGAGGAGAUCCAAGUCAGCAUCUAGAAACCGCAAGAAGAAAAAAUCAUUUUCCGAACACACAAAUUUGGAAAACAUAGCACAAAGGAGUAAAGAUGCCAAGAAACCAGAUUUACAGAUCAAUGUUACUGGCAAACAAUCAGACCAAUCAGAUAAUAGUGAUAAUUCUGGUAUUUAUGUAGAUAUGAAUUGGAAAUCUUCCAAGAAGAUCGCCCAUGCAAAUGAAGACGAAAAGACUGUUACUUGUGAUACCGUUUUACUUGGAGCCAAACCUAAAAAAAAUCAACAGCCCAACCCAAAAAUUAAAGGUGUGAAGUACCAAAAUGGUUUUGAUGAUAGCCCUCGGAAACAUAGAAAUUCUGAUGACAGUUAUGAUAGUUGUGAUUCAAUUGAUUAUGAAACUACAGAUUUAGACAAGAAUCUUUCUUGCAAAAAUCCCAGUGAAGCAAAAAGAAAACAUCAUCUUGUAAAGCACCAAACUUCUUCUAAAGAUGCCUUUGUGGAAUCAUAUAAUAACCAUACAUUACACAACCAAAGAUUAGAGAGCCCUCACGUUUUGCACCACAAAAGGCAACCUGUUGAAUCCCGCAAUAAACAUGUAAAUAAAUCUCAAAAUGUAUACUUAUCAACUGAAUAUGAAACUGGCUCACCUUCUUUCAGAUCACUUUCAGCCACUUCAGCUGAAGAAGAUAGCAAGAGAAACACUAAAUAUCAUGAAGACAAGCACAAAACAUCACAGCACAAUCCUCAAAGUAGAAAGAAUGAAUCUUUUGACAGCAUCAGUUCCAUUGAAUUAGAAAUUUCUAAGUUAAGAGAACUCAAUGCAAUACACAACAGCAAAUUUAAAGCCAUGAAAAAGCAACAUGAUAGACACAAUCGGGUUUUGAAUGAGUCUGAUGAAGGCUCGGAAGAAUCAGGCGCAACCAAUCAUCAUUCAUUCCAAACGGCCUGCUCUCAACAUUGUAGUGAAGAUAUUGAUAGUUCCUAUGAAGAUAUGAAGUCCAAUAGACACAUUCACUCAAGCAGCAACGUUGAUGAAAACCAUUUAGAAAUUCAUAGUCAGAUGAAUAAUAAGCCUAGGUCAAAAAGAUAUUCUCACAAAGAAAAUAGCCAACAGAGAAGAAAAAGACAUGAUCAAAUGUAUCUUCAAGAUCAAGAACUUCCUCAAAAUGUGUAUACCCAGCAUGCUGACCAAUGUGAAAAUCAUGAGUUCGCUCAGGCCAACCAAGACAGUCAUUUGCAAGCUCAAUCUCAAGACCUUCCUCAUUCUCAUGGAAGUGGUUCAUCAAGACUAAAGGGUGAGAAUUUACAUGAAAUGUGGUAUAAAGAUUGGUAUCUGCGAGUCCGCCAAAGAGCAAUCCAACUUGCAAUGAUGGAGUACACCAAUAGUAUGUCUUCAAUGUAGAAAAAUCCAUCCUUCAAAAAUGUUGUGGUCAGUGCCAAGGCAUUUUUAUUAUUUAUUUGUCCUUUACUGACUAAACUUUUCUGAUCCUAGUCACUUAAUCAUUUUCAGUGCUUGGCAUUUUGCCUUCUCAUUAGAACCAGGCUUAGGUAUGAUGGAUUUUCUUACGAUGAGUUUUAAAGUGUUAUUGUAUGAAUUUAAAAAUGUCUUUUUGUUGCUCUCUGUUUUUUAUUCAUGUGAAACAUUCUCUUAUUAGUUAGACCACAUUUCCUAAUACAACUAUCUGAUCGAGGCUGUGAAAAGAGUAUUCAGUAAUUGCCAUAAGUUUGUUAUGAUUUUAAUACAACAAAAUUGGAUACCUUAUUUUAACUCAUCUUUUAAGUUUUUAAAUUUACAAUAGCUAAAAUAUUAUUAAUUCAAAUAAGUCAUAUAGUUAAAACGCAAUAUAUAGAACGAUUUCAUGUACUUAUGUUUCAGUCCAAGUUUGUUGUUGUACCUUUGACAAUUAAUUGUUAGUCUAUUUUUGACUUUUGUAAAUAUGGUACAUGUGACCUGAUAUGUUUUGCUUACAAUUAAACCUGUAAUGUAUUGUGAUACUUUUGUAGUUGUGUAAAGAAAAAAUAGUUUGAAUAAAAAAGUAAUUAAAUUUA
Messenger RNA from Macrosteles quadrilineatus (aster leafhopper), 5408 nucleotides. RefSeq lists its product as uncharacterized. Gene Ontology annotation, biological process: spliceosomal snRNP assembly. NCBI's taxonomy places the organism in Eukaryota, Metazoa, Arthropoda, Insecta, Hemiptera, Cicadellidae. The coding region runs from base 169 to 4761 and encodes 1530 amino acids. Gene Ontology annotation, cellular component: SMN complex. Gene Ontology annotation, molecular function: RNA helicase activity; RNA binding; ATP binding. The transcript is spliced from 8 exons. The record is from RefSeq and is a predicted model, not a curated record.